CGGCUAAUUUUUUUUUUUUUUUUUUGUAUUUUUAGUAGAGACGGGGUUUCACCGUGGUCUCGAUCUCCUGACCUCGUGAUCUGCCCGCCUCAGCCUCCCAAAGUGCUGGGAUUACAAGCGUGAGCCACCGCGCCCGGCCAAGGCUGUUAUUUAUUAAGUUUCUCUGAUGCAUCAACCAUUUUUAUCUCAUUGUUUACCCCUCAACAACCCCAUAAGUGACUCUAUUGAAGUAUAAUUUACAAAUUAUUAAAUUCACCCAUCUCGAGCGCACAAUUCUGCACUGUUUUAAGAAACUGAAUGAGUUGUACAGUCAUCACUACCACACAUCAUCUGUCAAGAGAAAGAAGCACGGAAGAGUCAUAAUUGUGUCUUGAUUUAUAAAUCGGAGACAGAGGGAGACGAAAACCACACUCCAGAAAGUAGCUUAAUCGGACUGACUACUAAGAUGUUAAAAGUGAAGAGGCUGGAAGAAUUCAACACGUGUUACAACAGCAAACAGCUGGAGAAAAUGGCCUUUUUUCAGUGCAGGGAAGAGGUGGAGAAAGUGAAGUGUUUUCUGGAAGAAAAUUCUGGGGACCAGGAUUUAAGACCUGGACAUCAUGAGGCGAAGGAGGUGUGGUCAAACGCCGACCUGACGGAAAGGAUGCCCGUCAAAAGCAAAAGGACAUCAACCCUCGCAGUUGACAUCCCGGCUCCUCCGGCCCCAUUUGAUCACCGUAUUGUGACAGCCAAGCAAGGAGCGGUCAACAGCUUCUAUACUGUGAGCAAGACAGAAAUCCUAGGAGGAGGGCGUUUUGGCCAGGUUCACAAGUGUGAGGAGACGGCCACAGGUCUGAAGCUGGCAGCCAAAAUCAUCAAGACCAGAGGCAUGAAAGACAAGGAGGAGGUGAAGAACGAGAUCAGCGUCAUGAACCAGCUGGACCACGCGAACCUCAUCCAGCUGUACGAUGCCUUCGAGUCUAAGAACGACAUUGUCCUGGUCAUGGAGUAUGUGGAUGGUGGGGAGCUGUUUGACCGCAUCAUUGAUGAGAACUACAAUUUGACGGAGCUUGAUACCAUCCUGUUCAUGAAGCAGAUAUGUGAGGGGAUAAGGCACAUGCAUCAGAUGUACAUUCUCCACUUGGACCUGAAGCCUGAGAAUAUCCUGUGUGUGAAUCGGGAUGCUAAGCAAAUAAAAAUUAUUGAUUUUGGAUUGGCCAGAAGAUACAAACCCAGAGAGAAGCUGAAGGUGAACUUUGGAACCCCAGAAUUUCUCGCCCCUGAAGUUGUGAACUAUGAUUUUGUUUCCUUUCCCACUGACAUGUGGAGUGUGGGGGUCAUCGCCUAUAUGCUACUUAGCGGUUUGUCCCCUUUUCUGGGUGACAAUGAUGCCGAGACGCUGAACAACAUCCUGGCCUGCAGGUGGGACUUAGAGGAUGAAGAAUUUCAGGACAUCUCGGAGGAGGCCAAGGAGUUCAUCUCCAAGCUUCUGAUUAAGGAGAAGAGUUGGCGAAUAAGUGCAAGCGAAGCUCUCAAGCACCCCUGGUUGUCAGACCACAAGCUCCACUCCAGACUCAAUGCCCAGAAGAAGAAGAAGAAUCGUGGCUCUGAUGCCCAGGACUUUGUGACCAAAUAGUCUACAGGAGGCACCCAUUUGGAAGGAAAACUGCUGUGGUUGCUGCUGCUGCUUCGAGAAAGUUUUUUGAAAAAUCAGCAGUUCUGAUGCCUUGACCCCCAUGAUGACUGGUAGUCUUAGCAGGGGGAGCGCUCGACCCUGAAUUUGAACUUGAACUGGAGUGCCUCUGCUGCGCUCAGAGGAACACCCAGCGCUGCGGUCUGGUCUCAGGGCGCAAACACAUCCCUGCACCUGGUGGGAGUGAAGUUGGGAAGAUGUUUCCCUGCCAUCUUGAGAUUUUUUACUUUUUUUAAAAAAUUUUUUGAUCUUAGUCACUGGGGCAGGGGGUGCAUUAUGUCUGCUAUUUCUCAGAUGACUACAGCCAUGACACUUGAGAUGUAUUGGAGAUUUUAAAACUGGAGGAUGCAUUUAGAGGGAGAAAGCUACUUCCAGCCAUUAGACUAUGCCUUUCGAAGGGGCAAUUAGAUGGCCAGAAAAAAUUCUACCUCCCAUGCACCCUUGAAGACUUAGUUUCUCAGACUCUGUCAUUUUGAUUUGGUCUGUGGUCACAUGACUACAAUGGAUAAAUAAUUUGUUUGCUGGAACAGAAGCCAUCUUUGAAUUCUCCAACAAGAGGCAUCAGCCACUGUGUCUUUCAUUUAUUCUGAACUGUCCCCAGCACAUGUUUUCUUCCAUGUAGCUGAUUCUGUUUUUCACAUCUAUACUCCCUGCACCCUUCUGACUGACAGUUCAUUCCCACAAAACACAUUGGUCUUGAGAGAUGAUGCAAAAAGUAUCUGCUUAUGGUUGGUCUUUGAAAUUCUGACCUUUGGAAUAAUGUCAACAGUCGCAAGAGGUUUCCUCAAGCCCCAGUUGUCAACGAAAAGAGACAGAUCUGCACCUCCUGGAGCAAGAUAGCACUGAGCUUUCAACGUUGAAGUGACUUGGGAAAUAACAUUCAAGCUUCUGGGUAAACACAAACAUUGGCAAAGACCAAGUGCAGUCUCUCGCCUGUGCUGUCUCACGGGACUCAGUGGUGGUGAAGAAAUCUCAAUCGGACACCAGAGGUGAGGGCAACUCUGCAAGCUCACCUGCUGGAUGUGAGAAUGUUGGAAUGUUCCAGCUGGAAGGUUCCUAUGCCUAGCCCAUGUGCCAUUUCAUGGCAGAUAUGUAAGAAAGGAAAUGGCCGUACUGUAGACAGCUUAUGGGGCCCAGAAAAGCACUGGGCUUUAAGGAGCGAAACGAGUGUGUCAUUUCCACAUGAAGGAGAGGCAAGGAAAAGCCCCACAAAAUUCCCAUUAUCUGCUCAACUCCAAGCUCACCAACCAGCUUCAUGAGCUUUCCUCACGUUUUCCAUUUCCAAAUAACUGUUGUGUUGAAUCAGCUGUGUUAAUGCCUUUAUUCUUUGUUUGUUUUUUUGUUUUAGACAGAAUCUCGCUCUGUCACGAGGCUGGAGUGCAGUGGCGCCAUCUCGGCUCACUGCAACCUCCGCCUCCCGGGUUCAAGCGAUUCUCCUGCAGCCUCCUGAGUAGCUGGGAUUACAGGCGCGCGCCACCACAUGCGGCUGAUUUUUGUAUUUUUAGUAGAGAUGGGGUUUCACCAUGUUGGCCAGGAUGGUCUCAAUCUCUUGACCUCAUGAUCUGCCCACCUCGGCCUCCCAAAGUGCUGGGAUUACAGGCGUGAGUCACUGGGCCCAGCCAAUGCCUUUGUUUGUAUCCAUCCGCCCUUCUAAGCUACUGUUGUCACAAUAGCAAUGAAAGGUAUAAGAAUUACUUGGUGGCCUCAUGAGGGAUGGCAGUUUCACUUUGCAUCAGCUUUCCCCCAUUAUCUCUCAGAUCCACUUAAGUAAUCCUUACAGCAUGCCAUGAAUGUGUGCAGCAUCCUUAUUCUCACCUUUAAGGUAAGGAGGAAGUAGAGAUAGAAGGAAAUACGUGAUUUGGUGAAGGCCACAUGCAAAUUUUGUGGUCGUGUUAGUGAUAAAACUGACUCCUUUCCAGCGUUUGCUCUCACAUUAUGAUGCAUUUCUUUUUCUCCUUUGGCCUUGCAUUUAUCCAAGGUUGGUUUCUUACAUUCCUGUUAUGUGACUAUGCUUCAAAUGUGUAAUUUAGUUUACUUAACACACGCACACACACACACACACCCCUGUGACUGGAGUGUUAUAUUACUAUGCUAUCUUUAGCUGAUGAUAUUCAUUGAGCCUGGAAAAAUACAAGCCAGUGCAUGCAUUAAUACUUAGACCACAGAGAGCUGGCAUUCACUCAAAUGCUAAACAGGACACAAGGGUCUGAUUUGAAGCCCCUCAUGGAAGGGCGUUUCCGUCCUGUGGUGUGCAUUCUCUACCAAAUCGAGCAUGAGAUCUUUUGCACGACGUGCAAUUUGCAUCCACCUUCCCUUCUGACUCACGUUGGCAGAUAAACUGUCCCCAGACCCUGCCACGCAUGGAAGAGACAGCUCAGGCCAAAUACAGGCAUGAUUUCUUUGCCAAGUUAAUCCACUGAUGACCCUGCAGUGAGUGGGUGUGAUUUUUGUUUUGUUUUGAGGUUUAGAAAGGAGACUCUACUUUGAAAAUGGAUCUUGUUUGAUUCUGUAGUUAAAUUUCCACAUUUGGAAUGGGAAGGCAUCUCCAUGCCAGCAGGGUGCCUUUUAUACGAGUGCUGAGGGUAGUUUGCAUUGCAGAGUUCAUGAUUACGGUCUAGAGUUACUUGAAAUGGGAGAUUAUCAGUCUAGUGUUCAUCCCGCCCCUGCUCCCUGUCCUUGUGUGGCUGCUCCAGCGAGGGCUGGUAACUAGGUAGAUUGCUGCUCUAAUGGGAAAAGGGGGCUUUGCAAAGCCGAGGAAUCAAGCCAGAUGCGAGCAUGGACUCAGAAAAGCUGAGUCUGGCUAGACCAGGGCUAUGGAGAUCAAUUUUUCCAACAGGUCAUUAGGAUUUGGGAGGCUGUAUUUCUCCUCCACCCUCUUAAUGGAUGCUAUGGCUUUGCUCACUCACUAGACAGUUCCCACUUUCUUUAGCAAAUGGAGGAAAUUAAGCACCGAUAUGGCACUUCCCACUGCCUGGAGAGAAAUAAAUCUCGCAAGUUAUUAAGGAGAAGGCAUGCCACAUUGGUAAUUUGGAAGACACCAACACCCAGAGAUCUGCUGCUAUUUAAAAAUCAGGGAGAGGAGGGCACAUGUCCACAUUUGCUACAUUACAAACUUUGGACGAGACUCUCAUCUGAACUAACUUGGGGAAACAAUUUCUAGGUUGAAGCUGGUAACACUCGUGUCUGUUGAGUGCCAUAAGUUUGUUUUCAGUUAUUUCCUCUAACUUGAUAUUAAUUUGCUUUCUUUCCUCAAAAAUGUAAGUAGGCAUGUUGCCAUUGUUGUGGCUUGCUUUGAUGUAUGUUUGGAAAGAUGUGUGAAUACUUAAUUUUUAUCCAUUUUAUGGAAAUUAGCUUAGCAAUUUUUUUUUCUCUUUUAAGAAUCAAAAUAUGGAUUUGAUACUAGGAACAGAAUCUGCUCUUUAUUUCAUUCCUUUUUUGUCCCUUGUGCUUCCUCUGCCCCUCCCCCAGCCACGCGGCACGGGUGCCAGUGUGCAUGCGUGUGCUGGGUUAGUUUGUGCUGGGGGCCAAAUGACAGAACCCCGGUCGAAAAUCCACUUGUAAAAGCACAAGUGAGAGGCAGCAUCAGGCCCCCAGAGGGCUGUGGUCCUCGGACUCGGUUCUUUCCUGUCCCCUGGCUGCCCUGUCAUCCCUGUGUGCUGCAGCAUCACCACGGCCCACUUCUCAAUAUCCACGAAGCUUCGCCUUUGCUGUUGCACUCUCUUUUACAUUUUUUUACUUCUUUCCUUUUUCUUAAGUUAGAAUCCAAGUUUGUCUUCUUAUCCAUCACCAUGUUCCCUGAAAGCCUUUUUGAGGUUAAGAAAUUUUCUUACCAGGAGGCAAUUUUCCGUCUGUCCUAAAGGGAAGUGGGUGCUGGAUUUAUUAGAUGUAGGUUCCUGGAUUAAGAUGACUUCCUCGCAUAGCUUGGAGUCUGCAGUUUCUCUAUUAGAAGUGUUCUGUAUUUCUUUUUGCUCCAUUUUAGUGGGCCGUGCUUUGUAUAAGUGGUCUUUCUAUGGGCAGUUUCACCUUCCAUGAAGGCUUAUAACUCAACCGCUACUACUCAUCCAGAAGAGCAGAAAGCAUCUGCUGUGUGAGAGUUCAUACGUUGCCUAAUGUGUAUUUUGCUGUCGUCUCAGCUGGUAGAUGUCAGUGAGUCUUUCUGACUAGGUUUGUUGGUGUUGAUAAGAAAUUAAAAAAAGGAUUCAUAAUGUGGUGAUGGUGUCUAUCAUGUAUAUUUUAAAUUUCUGAAUGUACUUUCAUUUAGCUGUUUUUCUUUGCUUUCUAAAGAUGUAUAACAGUCAUGUAUAUGUAUUUUAUUGAAGAAUAAACAUGGACCUUAUUUAUCUUUUGA
Messenger RNA from Symphalangus syndactylus (siamang), 6020 nucleotides. It is a transcript of the gene MYLK4, whose product is annotated as myosin light chain kinase family member 4. Lineage: Eukaryota; Metazoa; Chordata; Mammalia; Primates; Hylobatidae. The record is from RefSeq and is a predicted model, not a curated record. Gene Ontology annotation, cellular component: nucleus. Gene Ontology annotation, biological process: protein phosphorylation; positive regulation of apoptotic process; intracellular signal transduction. Gene Ontology annotation, molecular function: protein serine/threonine kinase activity; ATP binding.